CCCCACUGCACUGCAGGGCCACUGGGGCCAACGGGCAAGCCAAUUAAAUGGCGAUGCUGGGGGGGGGACUCACACGCACACUCGCGUGCAGAGUUGCUGGAAGAGUAGGGUUGCAGUUAUCUACGCACACACACUAUAUCGGCGACUUUGUCCCUGCCGCACGCGCAGCGCGUUCCUUUGUCGGCGAGUUGAAAGCCCUGAAUAUCCAUUAACCAAAAACGCCCCCCCCUCACCAAAAAGGCGCUCGGCUCUCUCUUGGGUGACAGAGGCUGGGUGCUUGAAGAACACUGAAAGACAUCGCGACCGGCAGCCAAACGUGCACGGACACGACCGGCUUGUUGAGGCGCACCUUGCAGUCGCAACCAUGGCGAACCGAACGGUGCGCGAUGCGCAGCAGAUCCACAGCACCAACCCGCAGUUCCUCGUCGAAAAGGUGAUCCGCGCGCGCAUCUACAGCAACAACUACUGGCGCGAGCAGUGCUUUGCCCUCACCGCAGAGUCCGUAAUCGACAAGGCCCUCGACCUCAAGUACAUUGGCGGCACCUACGGUCCGCAGAUCCCCAGCCCAUUCGUGUGCUUGCUGCUCAAGCUGCUGCAGCUGCAGCCACAGAAGGAAAUCAUUCUAGAGUACCUCACCGCCGAUGAAUUUAAAUACUUACGCGCCCUCGCCGCACUGUACGUCCGUCUGACGUUCCCAUCGAUGGAGGUGUACGAGGUGCUUGAGCCAAUGCUCAACGACUACCGUCGAUUACGAUAUCGAAACCAAGGCGGCUGCUACACUAUCACGCACAUGGACGAGUUCAUCGACGACCUCUUGACGCAGGAGCGCGUUUGCGAGCUCAUCCUGCCGCGCUUGACACGGCGCGACGUGCUCGAAGAGAGUGAGGGCCUCGCACCGCGCAUCUCCAAGCUGGAGGACGCGAUGCUCCUUGCUCCCUCCGCUCUCCGCGCCGGCCGAGCGAACGGCACUACUCUAGGUGGCGACGACGACAAUGACAACGACAAGGGCGAUGGCGAUGGCGAUGAACGCGGCAGCAACAGCGAUGACUCGCUCGUGCACGAACGGCGCGAGCGGCAGAGGCGACUCGAGCGUGCCGCGCAGGUGCGGCAAAAGCGUCGAGCUGAGCAAGAGCGACGCAGCCGCUUCGCGGCCGGCAGUGGUCGCGGUCGCGAUUUCGCGGGUGCGGACGCAGGGCCCGCAUCAGCAGCCACGCCAGGACCAGCGGGCGGCGAUGGCGACAGCGAUGGCGACGGUGAUGAUGAUGAUGCAGGCUUCGCAUCGCAGGAGGGCAGCAGUGAUGAAGCUGGAAGCCACAACCGUGCGCGUUUCGUCAGCCGCAGCCCUUCGCGCAGCGUCAGCCCGGAUCGCGCCGGCUCGAACGCAAUAGGAGGCACAGAUCGCUCGCGCUCAGUAUCUAAGUCGCCACACAGGCCCAGCAUAUCCUCGUCAGAUGGGUACAGGUCACGCUCGGCAUCACGGUCGCCUGAUAGAUAGGCGCGAGAGCGUGCGGAUGUGUUCCGUACGCUCUCCUAAUCCUUCGUCGGGCAUGCAAACGCCUUCUGCCGCAUCCGCAGCAGUAACAUCCUACAGGGGAACAUGUCCCUCUGCGACUUUCUCUUACAUCGCAUUGUCAUGUCAUCAUUGCUAUUCGUUGCUAUGACGCGCAGAGGCGAGGGAGGAAGCUGCCUGCAUCAUUCCAGCGAUGCCGCCCCGGCGAGCGCAGUAUUGUACUGCACUGCCGAAUUCCCGUCGCCAUAGCAGCGCUGCCCACAUGAAAGAGUGCGUCUAGAGGGACUCCAUCUGCAGGACGACCUCGUCGAGCUCGCGUUUGGAGCUGAUGUACUUUUCCUGCGCUUCCUCGUACUUCUUUUCCCACGCG
This is a messenger RNA of Tilletiaria anomala UBC 951, 1880 nucleotides long. Its product is annotated as PRP38-domain-containing protein. The transcript is spliced from 3 exons. Bases 365 to 1495 code for a protein of 376 amino acids. The record is from RefSeq and is a predicted model, not a curated record. Gene Ontology annotation, cellular component: precatalytic spliceosome. NCBI's taxonomy places the organism in Eukaryota, Fungi, Basidiomycota, Exobasidiomycetes, Georgefischeriales, Tilletiariaceae.